AUGGCACCUCGAAUUAUCAAUGCAGUUACGGCAGAUCAUAGACAGAUUGAGGAUUGUUACAGCAAAGUUUUAAGCUCUCCCCAUAAUGAUGAGAAGACUUGGUGGCAGAAUCUCUUUACCUGGGAGUUGGCUCGUCACUCGAUUGACGAGGAAUUGGUCAUCUGUCCCCGGUUCGAAAAGAAGGUUCCAGAGGGCCGGGCUAUGGCAGAGGAGCAUCGACGAGAACACCAAUCUGCAUCUAAAACGUUGACAAAGGUCAAAGAGCAACUAAGGCAAUUCCAGGAUAUGAUUCCCACGAACCCACAGUUUGAGCCCACCCACAAGGCACUGGUGCAGGACCCUUUGCAGCAUAUCCAUGAAGAGAAGAAUGACGACCUGCCGAAGCUCGAAGGAAGUCUUUCCCCAGAAGACAGCGAAAGUCUCGCCAAGUCGUUGGGUAGGACCAAGAUGUUCGUCCCCUCGCGUUCUCACCCCAGCGCCCCGAUAGGCCCCCCGUGA
Molecule: messenger RNA, 498 nt
Organism: Penicillium oxalicum
Lineage: Eukaryota; Fungi; Ascomycota; Eurotiomycetes; Eurotiales; Aspergillaceae
Product: hemerythrin domain-containing protein
Exons: 2
Coding region: 1-498 (165 amino acids)
Source: RefSeq, a predicted model, not a curated record